UAAUCUUUGGUACAAUAAUAUCUUUGAUUCAUCAAAAUCUCAAUGUACAGUUAUUCCUUGUUUGGAUAAUGAUAAUGAUAAAAUCUUUCAAUCCACUUUCGAACAACAACAUUUACAACAACAACAAUCUCAACCACCACAACAUUUACAACAUCAACCUCAACAACAACAACAACAACGAUUAUCACAACAACCUUCACAACAAUCUCAACCACAACAACUAUCACGACUAUCACAACUAUCACAACUAUCUCACCUACAAAUUGUAUCAAGAAUGGUUCAAGAAGCUCUUCCUAAUUUUCCAAUCAUCAUUCCUACUUCAAAAACUAUUGAAGAAUUAGUAACUUGUAUAUCUCAACGUUCUAGACCUGGCAAACCUCCUCGUCCUCAAAAUAGAUUUCUUUUAUAUCGUAAGAAUUUAUCAGCGAAUUUACAUAAUCAAUUAUUAGGUUUAGGUGUGAAAGGAAUUUCUUCCCUUGCUGCUCAAUUGUGGAACGACGAAUCACGUGAAGUCAAAGAAUUUUACAAUCGGUUGGCUGAUUUGGCCAAAAGGAUUCACAAGAAAGUAUAUCCUUAUUAUAAAUUUACUCCCAAAAAUGUGAAACGAAAAUCUGCAACAAAUAAUAAGAAAAAGAGUAAUGAUCCCAAAUCAUUGAGUCCAAAU
Molecule: messenger RNA, 664 nt
Organism: Dentiscutata erythropus
Lineage: Eukaryota; Fungi; Glomeromycota; Glomeromycetes; Diversisporales; Gigasporaceae
Source: the annotation of a GenBank genome assembly